CGUUCCCAUUUUGACUUGCCUUUCCUAGACUCUCUCUCUCCCCCGUUAUGAGAAGCCCACCGGAGAGCGGGUCGCGCACCGGUCGAGGCGAAGAAAUUGCGGCGCGGCAACUAAACCCUACCGCCUCUGCCUCGCCGCCACGCUCCCUUAUUAUGGACGGGGCCUGCUGCGACGGCGGUGGCUCGCCGGAGUCCGGCGGGGCGUCCUCGUCGGCGUCGUCGUACGGCUCCGCGUCCCGGCUGCAGAAGGGGGUGCGCCUGCGGCGGCGGCGGCAGAGGCUCCGGAGACCGCUGCUUGCGACUGGAGGGGAUGGGAGGGGCGCCGCCGACGGCGCGCAGGACCUCGCGCUGCCUCUCGGGAUGUCCUUCGCGGCGGUUCUUGCCCAGGUCCUUAAUAGAAGCAGUUGCUCUGAAGGAAGAUUACAACCUGAUUUCCUUUCAAAGAUGUGCACGUCAGCAGUGAAAGAGUCCUUGACAAAUAUAUAUGGUGAUAGAUUCGACAACUUCACGAAAAACUUUGAGAAAUCAUUUGGAAGUACAUUGAGGACACUUCAUUUAAUUAAUGAGACACCUGUCUAUGAGCAAGAUAACUCUCGGUUUUCUCACGAAGAUGGUACUUCUGCUGCUGAAAUCAAAUUGAGUGGUGCUGAUUCAAAAAGGCCGGUACAUGAUAUCCAGGAGAGUACAUCGUUAAGUUCAAUGGAUAAUCAAAUCAUUCUUCAUGCGGGCACCGAUCAGCAGUUGGUUAAACUACCUCAUAAUAAAGCUAGUCCAGAAUUUGAUAGGCACAUUCUUAAUGUAUUUGAGAGAUCUCUGAAUGAGCAGACUCGUUCAAAUGAGCUCAAGGAACUUGAAAUAGGACUAAACAUGAGGAAAUUGCAAUUGAAGCAAUCUCAGAUAGCUCUCAGCUCAUACUCACACAUGCUAGAGAAGAUCAAAAUUUCUAUGGGAUUUCAGAAAGCUUCUUUCAGAGAGGAAAAAUUUAGGACGCAAAUGGAGGACACAAGACAUGCUGAACUCCUCAGGAGGCUUAUAGAUUUGCUCCUUACCGCAGUGGUAUUUAUGUCUGUCUGUUUUGGUUAUGGAACCUAUAUUUAUUCGUACAAGCGGAUAACUGCUGUUACUGCAGCUUGUGCAGCGGCUUCAAGGGAACCUAAAUCUUGGUGGAUGCCAAAUUCAGUAUCAGCUUUCAAUUCGGGUUUGCUGUUUUUCAGGUGUCAUUUAAUAGCAGCAACAAGGAUGUCAUUUGGCAUGUUAAUGAUUCUCUUGAUUGCUUGGUUGAUAUUCCAGCGUUCUGCAAUGACUGGACCAAACAUGCCAAUAACGUUCAAUGUUAUGUUAUUGGGAGUUCUCUGUGGUUCUGUCGGAAGGUUCUGCGUUGACACACUAGGCGGGGAUGGAAAUGUCUGGCUCUUUUUCUGGGAGAUUCUCUGCUUCAUCCAUUUAUUUGGGAACAGCAGGCCAUCUCUUUUAUACCGCAUGCUUUAUGGUCCUAUUUCAGUGACUGACAGAACGAAGGCGUCUGAUUUACCAUAUCGGGUUUGCCGAUACACAUUUUAUACUGUCCUGUCGGUUAUUCUCCCAUGCUUGGCUGGUUUGCUGCCAUUUGCUUCCCUGUCAGACUGGAAUGAGCUUGUGGUAGAAUAUAUGAAGUCCAAAUUCAUUAGAAUUAAUACUGAGGUUUGAGAGAUUGGAUCUGUCUACCAGCACGACAGAAAAGCCUUGAUAUGUUUUCAGGUUGGACAAUAACACUUCCAACGUUGUUGUCAGAUAUGGAUCAGAUUUGACUGUUGUAAGAAGGGCUGUGUUUUUCUUAGGUUGCUCAGCUUUGUAGGUUGUUGGCAUGAGCAGAACUUGAUUGUUGAAACGUCAGAUGAAGCAGCCAAGCAGGUUUUUGGUUGUGUUCAUUUGCGCACCAUUAUCAAGUGCAAGAUGCUUCAUUUCCGAUAUGUAAUUUCUUUUCAUCAAGGAAGUUCAAAAAGAAUAUCGUUUAUACUUUAAUUGCCUCUUUUUUGUGGCUCUGAUGCAUAUGGGGCUUGUCCUUCAUAUUGGGGGUAUGUUAGUUAUUCUUUUCUGCAUAUUUGAGUUUUCUCUGCGGCUUCAAGACUUCAACUGACAACCAGAUUGGUGUACUUAUUCAGGCAUAGUUGAUCGGUCUAUGUAAAGUUGUAAAUUGUAAUGCCAACAUGUUCGAUUUAUUAAUUUCGUAUUUUCUUGCCAAUGUACAGUAUGGGUCGUCUGAUGUAUGUACAUGUAAAUGGCUGUAAAACAUUCAGCAGGUGAUGUACAGAGUCUUGGUUUGUAAAUACUAAAUUGAAGAGUUAUUUUUUCCAGUUUUGCUGUAUGGAUCAACCGGUGAAAUAUGUAUAUCGAUUUUAAUCAAUGCA
Messenger RNA from Oryza sativa Japonica Group (Japanese rice), 2386 nucleotides. RefSeq names its product protein CPR-5. Gene Ontology annotation, biological process: leaf senescence; trichome morphogenesis; defense response. NCBI's taxonomy places the organism in Eukaryota, Viridiplantae, Streptophyta, Magnoliopsida, Poales, Poaceae. The record is from RefSeq and is a predicted model, not a curated record.